Molecule: messenger RNA, 549 nt
Organism: Heterobasidion irregulare TC 32-1
Lineage: Eukaryota; Fungi; Basidiomycota; Agaricomycetes; Russulales; Bondarzewiaceae
Exons: 1
Coding region: 1-549 (182 amino acids)
Source: RefSeq, a predicted model, not a curated record
AUGCCCACUAUCUCCUCGCCUCCAUACUUGAUCCACUCACUGUUGGAACCGCGGCCCAAUUUCGAACACCCUCUGGACCCGGCCGCGCGGCGCCAGCAGCUUUCUCUAGGCCUGCGCACGGGCCUCACGCGCACAGGCGUACACCUCUGCCGCCUCGAGCCGCAGAUGGAAAGCACCAUCCUGCACUGGCAUACAGCAGACGACGAAUGGCUCUAUAUUAUUUCAUGCGGGCCGAAUGCGUCUAUUAUUGUCCAUGAAACUAGUGAUGAGGGUAAGGACGAGGUCAAGGAGGUACCUCUCCAGACGGGUGACUUUCUCGGGUUUCCCGCGGGCAUGCGCACGGCGCGCAAGCUCUUCAGCGGAGAUGUUGACAUGCAGUACCUCGUUGGAGGGAGCAGGGAGCCCGUAGAUGUUGUGCAUUACCCAACGUUGGGAAAACGGCUGGUACUUGACCGCACAGGUUCCGGAAGCAGUUGGUGGGUCGAUACGGCAAACGCGCAAGACAGGAAGAAAACUGUCUUCGAUAGCACUCUUGAUUCUCUCAAAUGA